AAGCAUGCAAGUUGGUUCCUAGGAUUCGACUUCUGCUCAAACUCCGUACGACGAUUGCAGAACGAGACCCCAAAACGAAGCUAAAUCCUUCGACGGGUAAAGAGUGUUCUCCCCAGGUAGGGACUUCCCAAUAAGAAAUCUGAGCUUUAAGAUCUGGAGUUUGUCCGUGGUAAGAUGCAGAUCUUGUCCAAGUUCUUCUAUUACUUGUUCACCUACUUUCUCUAUACGUUAGAUCACUACGCAAAGACUGCUUUUACCAGAUCGACAGUCAGCAAUUCAGAGUCAACUUCUCGAUGGCAAAUACGUCAAAGAGUCAUUAUGUUGGACCCAAUCCUAGGGGAGCAGCGGACAGAAAUACUGCCAGUGCGGUGAUGGCACUUGUGGGAAUGUUUGUGUUUCUAAGACUAUGGGGACGAUUCAAAUACAACAGUCGACGUCCUGGGAAUGGAUUCUGGCCACAGUUUGGAGAGUCACGGUUUUGGAUCUUGAUGUCGGAUUUGACCAUACUGCUAUCAUUCUUAUCGGGUCUUACUCUUACAAUCGUCAUUGAUAAUGCUGUUACAUGGGGGUUCGGAAUUCAUAUCAAAGAAUUGAGCAUUACUCAGAUCCACAACGUUAUGAAGAUGUUCUUCUUGUUCCAGAUCUUCUACAAAUGGACCGCAGGUAUUUCAAAGAUCGCAUCAUGUUUCCUCUUUCUCGCCAUCGCCACUCCACAAAUGACAAGAUUCAGAACCGCUUGCUACGUCUUAAUUGUGUACCAGGGACUUCUUAGUCUCGGUGCUUCCGUGGCGACCGUCUUUCAGUGCGGCCUUGAUAUCGAGAGCAAUUACAUCAGUACAAAUGACCAAUCUCACUGCUUUCCAAAGCCCCCAUUUUGGUAUGCACACGGAGCACUUACCAUCGUUUCCAGCUUGUGUAUGGUGACAUUGCCGAUCUGGCUGUUCUCGCAUAUCACUUACAAGCGGAAGUGGUCAAUUGCUGCCGUUAUGACAGCACUUGCCGUCACUGAAUUGAUCUUAUCAUGCGUCCGUCUCAAAGGACUUGUCGAAACUGCUCACAAUUUGACGGACAUCCCAUUCUCUGCUACGACAGGGCUUCUCAUCUCGCAACUCGAAGUCGAUUUCGGCAUUGUCGCAGCCUGCAUCCCCACCAUAUCAAAGCUUUUAGAUGAAUACAUGAGUCGAUUAUUCUACUGUGUUACGGGUCGAGAACGCCCAGUAAAGUCAGAUGGAUACUCGAAAUCAACAUCUCGGACGCCCAAGAGCGUUCAUCUCGACAACUUACCUAAUUCGAUACAAGGGAGCAAAUACACUCAAUUUGGAGUUGAGAUCGACACCGUGUCUAUGGGCUCUGAAGAAGAUAAGUUUGCCGCAAAGAGACAUGAGGCAAACACCCUGGCGGUCUAG
Messenger RNA from Mollisia scopiformis, 1406 nucleotides. RefSeq lists its product as uncharacterized. The transcript is spliced from 7 exons. NCBI's taxonomy places the organism in Eukaryota, Fungi, Ascomycota, Leotiomycetes, Helotiales, Mollisiaceae. The coding region runs from base 294 to 1406 and encodes 370 amino acids. The record is from RefSeq and is a predicted model, not a curated record.